UUGAACAAAAGAAAUAUGUGGUCUGUCAGUCCUUCAUUGUUUGUCAUUGGCUUCCAGGGGAAACAGGUGUGGCUGUAGUGAUGUCUGUUAGAAUGGCUCCUCCCCUUCCUCUGAUCCUUCUGCUUAUGUUUCCAGGGAGUUGUGGUGGUGAUGGUGGUUGGGCUGUGACUUACAUCUCCUCACACAUCUGUGCACUAGAGGGGUCAUCCUUAAUAGUCCCAUGCACUUAUACAUACCCUCCUGGACAUCAGGUCAAGAAUGUGUUCUGGACCAAAACAACAAUGGGAACAGGAGGAGAACCUCCAAAUCUGUUUAAUGACCCUGAAUACAGACAGAGGAUUCAAUAUCUGGGAGACGAAGAGCACAACUGCACCAUCAGACUGACUCAUGUGAAACAGACAGAUUCACGCACAUACUUUUUCAGAUUCACAACUAAUAUAACAAACGGAAAAUGGAUUGGGAGACCUGGACUGACUUUUAAUGUUACUGAUCUGCAGGUGGAGACGUCCAAGAAAGUGAAAGAGGGAGAUUCAGUGACUCUUACAUGUAAAACCACCUGCAGACUGACUGAAGCAACAACAUUCAUUUGGUUAAAAAACAUGAAGUCAUUACGUAAGAGAACAGACGUGAACAAUGAUAAACUCGUCCUGCGGUCAGUCAGAAGAGAGGAUGCAGGCAUCUAUAGCUGUAGUGUGCGAGGACACAAUCUCAUAUCUCCUGAAUAUCGUCUCAAUGUCAUGUAUCCUCCAGAGAAGACUUUAGCGGUUGUGAGUCCUUCUGGUGUCAUAGUGGAGGGUGAUUCAGUGAAUCUGACCUGCAGCAGUGAUGCCAACCCGCCUGUUCAUACACACACCUGGUUUAAGGAAAAAUCAUCUAUAGGAUCUGGAAACAUCUACAGGAUCAGAAGUAUCAGAUCAGAUCACAGUGGAGAAUACAAGUGCAAAGUCUUCAACGACUAUGGAAUGAGAAACUCAAAUGCUUUGAUCUUAAAUGUCAUGUACCCACCGAGGGAUGUCUCAGUGUCCAUCAAUUCUUCUGGUGUAAUAGUGGAGGGUGAUUCAGUGAAUCUGACCUGCAGCAGUGAAUCAAAUCCACCUGUUCACAACUACAGCUGGUUUAAAGAGAAUCAAACAUCAUCUGUUGGAUCUGGACAUAUUUUCAGACCUCUAGAGAGUGGAUGGUUUUACUGUUUGGCUCAGAAUAAACAUGGAUCUCAGAGAUCAGCUGCCGUGCCAGUAAUCUUUGAUGGCGGUCAAAACGUUCUCCUGUAUACAUUUGCUGGGGGCACAAGUGGACUUGGAGUCUUAUUUUUUAUUUUCAUCAUUUUAGUAAUUUGUAAGAAAAGCCAAAGAUCUGACAACAUCAGAAAAGAGCAGGAGAAUGACUUAACAUAUCAAGACAUGUCGAAGACGGAUGACGACCACAGUGAAAACAUCUACUCAAAUUUCAUCCCUUCAUGCAGCAUCAAUGAGAACGUCUGCGAAUCUCCAGCAGAUGUUGACUACAAUUAUGAGAUAUACGAAAACUUGGACCCCGUACACACCUCCUCUGAAGAUGAUGUGUACUGUACACCUGAUGUGAUUUAUGAUGACCCCAGUGAUGACAUAUACACCAAUCCUAACAUGUGGAGGUCCUUGGAAUCAAACAUCUUCUGUGUGGCUGUAGUGAUGUCUGUUAGAAUGGCUCCUCCCCUUCCUCUGAUCCUUCUGCUCAUGUUUCCAGAGGUUUCUGGUGGUGGUGACUGGGUUGUGACUUACAUCUCCACACACAUCUGUGCACUAGAGGGGUCAUCUGUGAUAAUCCCAUGCACUUAUACAUACCCUCCUGGACAUCAGGUCAAAGAUGUGUUCUGGAACAAAACAAAAGGAAGAAAACCUCCGAAUCUGUUUAAUGACCCUGAAUACAGACAGAGGAUUCAAUAUCUGGGAGACAAACAUCACAACUGCACCAUCAGACUGACUGAUGUGAAAAAGGCAGAUUCGCACAAGUACUACUUCGGAUUUACAACUAAUAUCACAGGUGGAAAAUAUACUGGCACACCUGAAAUUACUCUUAAUGUUACAGAUCUGCAGGUGGAGACGUCCAAGAAAGUGAAAGAGGGAGAUUCAGUCACUCUUACAUGUAAAACCACCUGCAGACUGACUGAAGAAACAACAUUCAUCUGGUACAGAAACAUGAAGUCAUUACGUAAGAGAACAGACGUGAACAAUGAUAAACUCGUCCUGUGGUCAGUCAGAAGAGAGGAUGCAGGCAUCUAUAGCUGUAGCGUGCGAGGACACAAUCUCAUAUCUCCUGAAUAUCGUCUCAAUGUCAUGUAUCCUCCAGAGAAGACUUUACCGGUUGUGAGUCCUUCUGGUGUCAUAGUGGAGGGUGAUUCAGUGAAUCUGACCUGCAGCAGUGAUGCCAACCCGCCUGUUCAUACACACACCUGGUUUAAGGAAAAAUCAUCUAUAGGAUCUGGAAACAUCUACAGAAUCUUAAACAUCAGAUCAGAUCACAGUGGAGAAUACAAGUGCAAGUCAACAAAUAAACAUGGAGUGAAAUAUUCAGAAGCUCUGACGCUGAAUGUGAUGUAUGCACCAAGGAAUGUCUCAGUGUCCAUCAGUUCUUCUGGUGUAAUAGUGGAGGGUGAUUCAGUGAAUCUGACCUGCAGCAGUGAAUCAAAUCCACCUGUUCACAUCUACAGCUGGUUUAAAGAGAAUCAAACAUCAUCUGUUGGAUCUGGACAGACGUUCAGCAUCACUAACACUAAUUCUAGUCUCAGUGGAUGGUUUUACUGUGUGGCUCAGAAUAAACAUGGAUCUCAGAGAUCAGCUGCCGUGCUAGUAAUCUUUGAUGGCGGUCAAAACGUUCUCCUGUAUAUAUUUGCUGGGGUCAUAAGUGGACUUGGGGGCUUAUUUUUUAUUUUCAUUGUUUUAUUCGUUUGCAAGAUGAAAAAACAAAGAUCUAACAACAAUGGAGGAGAGCAGGAGAACGACUCGACAUAUCAAGACAUGUCAAAGAGGCAUGAUGACCACAGAGAAAACAUCUACACGAAAUGCAUCUCUGUGAGCAUCUGCGAAUCUCCUCCAGAUGUUGACUGCAACAAUGACAUAUACCAAAACUUGGACCCAGAAGACAAGUCCCAUGAAGAUGUGUACGUCACACCUGAUGUACUUUCGGAUCAGUGCAGGGCUGCUGAUGGCGUCUACACGACUCUUGAGCUUCAGUCCAGAUCUUCUGAAUAUGAGAACUAG
This is a messenger RNA of Triplophysa dalaica, 3236 nucleotides long. Its product is annotated as B-cell receptor CD22-like. The transcript is spliced from 21 exons. The record is from RefSeq and is a predicted model, not a curated record. NCBI's taxonomy places the organism in Eukaryota, Metazoa, Chordata, Actinopteri, Cypriniformes, Nemacheilidae. Bases 81 to 3236 code for a protein of 1051 amino acids.